This is a messenger RNA of Heterobasidion irregulare TC 32-1, 1652 nucleotides long. RefSeq lists its product as uncharacterized. The transcript is spliced from 5 exons. Gene Ontology annotation, cellular component: extracellular region. Lineage: Eukaryota; Fungi; Basidiomycota; Agaricomycetes; Russulales; Bondarzewiaceae. The coding region runs from base 196 to 1239 and encodes 347 amino acids. Gene Ontology annotation, biological process: multicellular organism development. Gene Ontology annotation, molecular function: hormone activity. The record is from RefSeq and is a predicted model, not a curated record.
GUAGAGACUGCAGCUUUCACCCGAGCUCGCCGUCGCGAACGUCUGACUCCUCCUCGAGAGCAGCGUCUUGUUGUGUGCCCUUAGCUUUCCUUAUCUUUGCGAUUGCCGCAUGCGACUAUCUGCUCUCAGGCACAGACAGCUGACGUGUUCCCGACAUCCGUCGAGCAUCUCUUUCCCUCCCCCUUCGCCAGCAUCAUGAGACUCUCUGCGCUCUUGCUUGCUGUGGGAUGUGCAGCACCCCUUGGUGCCAGUGCACAAUAUUUCUCUCAAGGCUGGAAGCCGGGCCAGGCCGCACCCGCACCAUCUUCCACCCCACACGCCUUCGAUCCGAGCACCGCUCCCGCUGCCGCCGCACCCCCACAGAAAGCAAAAGCAGAUUACGGACUGAGCUCAAUACUCACAGAUUUUGUAUCCUCUGGCCCAAUUGCGUCGCUGCUCGAUCGCGCAGGGAUCAAUGUCACCGAACGGCUUUCGGCCGCACAGCAAGAUAUUUGGGACGAGCGGAUACCGCUCAUCACGGACGAAAACUACAAGGAGAUCAUCGUGAACGAGGUCUUUGAGACAGAGCAAGAGGAGAAGGACAGGGUGUGGUUCCUCAUCAUCUCUGUGACCACAGCGCAGCCCCAAGGAGUCUCGAAAUACGCCGACGAGCAGUUCGAUGCCGCUUUCAACCUGACGCAGAUUGAGAAUGACUUGCCCAACGUGCGGUGGGGACGCAUCGACUACAUCAACGUCACGACCAUCACGACCAAGUGGAAUGUAUGGCAAGCACCAAUGCUCGUUGUCCUCAAAGACCGAGGCCAAACUCUCCGCUUCUGGCGCGCGACGCAACUGCGCCUGAAGCCCGACUCGCUCCGUGAAUUCCUUCGCACCGAACACUUCGAACGCACAGCCCCAUGGAAGUCCAACUUUGGCCCUGGUGGCAGCAGAGAAUUCGUUCUUGACUACUUGGCAAUCGCCAUGGCUGUGAUGUACGACUACACGCGCAGGCUUCCCCGCUGGGCUCUCUACAUGUUCACAGGCGCGUUUGGAAGUCUUGUGAUCGGCUUUGUGCACCGAGGUGACACAAAGAAGCUGGCGGCGAAAGAGAAGGCAGAAGCGCAGAAGCAGCAGGAGACGGCGAAUAACGCUACUAGUAUUGCGCCACCACCGUCUGCGGUGAGUACAAGCGUGAGUCCAGCUUCCGGCACACCGAAAAAGACUAGCGCGAAGGGGAAGAAGGGGAAAAAGACGACUUGAACGAUGAAGCACAUCGUGGGUUGACGGAUUUAUGACGCAUACCGGGCAUAUUGUAUGUAUUAAAUUUUCACCUGACUACAUUCCGAGACAUGUUGUAGCCUUUUCCCGGUAUUUAACACUCUAUUUUUGGGCUUUCACCGCUGCCUGCAAGCGUGGAAUGUUUCGACGCAUGGCCUAUCUGAAAUGUGUAGCAUGAGUAGCGAUGAUUGAAAGCGUGUGUGAAAAUAUGCUGGUGGGUCUAUGAUACAGGUGAGGAUGUGCAAUGUCGAGUCUACUCUUUAUAAGGAUAUUCGAAUUUCGGCUGGUCCUUGCGCCUCCAGAGCUUUCACUUCUUCUUGGUGGGGAGAUGCUCCGCAAACACCUCUACGCAAUGCUGGGAUUUAAAUUCACGAAUGAAUCGUGGGUCCCACAAC